UUUUUAAAAAAACCAAACAAAAAAAACCUACUGAUGUUCUCUUUCACAACAUACAGUUUCAGGUUAAAUAAAUCUGAAUGUUGUACAUUUUCCAGCCUAUCCCAGAUUUUUUUUUUCCCCCUUUCAUGCUGUCUGGAAAAACUGAGAGGAGAACAACUUGCCCAUGGCUGAGACAGUUCCUUUAUUUGCUUUUGUAUGAGAGAGUGAAAGCGGCAACAGCACACAUAGCACAGCAGUUGGCAACUUGCAGUACUUCCUCAUCCUGACUGCUGUAUGGAGGUGAAAGCCAUUGCUCCUGGCCCUGCAUUUCCCCCCGCAGCCUCUUUAGAGCAUAACGACAGAGAAAUAUUUUGUUCAUUUUUGCUGCAAGGAACUCAGGCACAAGGUAGACUAUAGGACAGCGCCCAGCACCAAAAACGUGUAGUCCGCUGACACCUAGCCAUGAUGAAAGCGGGCGCCACCAAAGUGGGGCUGCCCAAGCCUGGACUCCAGGAACGAGUAAGGCAGGCCCCCUCAACGUCCUCUGUCUCCACCACCUCCUCAGCCAUGAAGACCUCCAGAUCCUCCAACACGUUGGCCUCAGAUCAGCGCCUUAGCAAGCUGAAAAGAGCCAGCAGUGAUGAUGCCUUGACAAAGCCUCCACCAGGAGCUACUGCCUCCGGUUCCCGGAUGAAGAAGACUGUGACUACAGGAGCCAUUUCAGAUCUCGCUGAGGCCCGCCCUCGCAGCUUGUCAGGUGCACAAACUGUCAAGAAGUCUGGAAUCCCUGCUCCUAGAGAAAUGCCCUCUGCCAUAACAAGAGACCGCAGCUCUCUAAGGGACCAGCUGAAGAGCAAUUCCACAAAGAGACUGGUUUCCAGUGCCAGCACUUCCAGCCUCUCGACCAUGACAAGACAGACCCGUAAUUCAGCCAAAUCUCGUGCAGAUGCAGAGGGCCAAGAAAAGAGUCUUCUGGAAAGCCAGGUGAAGGAGCUUCUUGCUGAGGCAAAGGCUAAAGACCUAGAGAUCAGCAAUCUCAGGAUGGAGUUGCAACGCUGUAAGGGUAAAGCCUCUUCUGCUUCCUCCUCACCCAAUUCUGUUUCACCUCAAGAACCUUCAGCCGAUCGCGAGCAAGGACAGGUGGGGGAGGCCCUUGUGCUGGUUGGAGAGCUGAGGGAGAAGAAUGGGAAGUUUCAGAGGGAGCUGGCAGCCCUCAGAGAGGAGAAUCAGGCACUGAAGGAGAAGCUGCUUAGCUUGGAGGCAUCUUCUAUCUGUAGUACAAACACAAGCACCUCCUCCAAGCCUCUGGUGAAUGGCCUGUCCUCAGACUCUUCAGCUCCGCAACAGCAUAGUCUCCCCUCUACUGCCAGCCCACUCAAAACCUCUGGAUCUUCCAGUUCUGACAUCACCAAGGGGUCACCGUCACCUGACUCCUCAGAGUUUGAGAAGAUCCCAUCACGCUCAGAAUCAGCAAGCAGUGGUGUCAGUGGGAGCACUGAUCAAGCAGGCGCAGUUAACAGUGCCAGAGGUCAGGACAUCUCCUUGCAGAGCCUAACCGAACAGAUUCACAAGAUGGAGGAGAGCCACCACAGCACAUCGGAGGAACUGCAGGCAACAAUACAGGAGCUGGCUGACCAGCAGCAAGUGGUGCAGGAGCUGACAGCUGAGAACGAGCGUCUGGUUGAGGAGAAACGACUCCUGCAGACCUCACUUCAACAGCAGAGAGAGCGUCUGGAGGUAUUGGCCCAAAAGAAUGAAACGCUCUCUGUCCGGCUUCAGGAGCAGGCUCAGGCUCAGGCCCAGAGGGAGGAGGAGCUGGGUAGCCAGAGGCCUAGACUGGUCGAACUGGAGCAGAGGUAUGCUGAGCUGGUAGAGAGUUCACGCUUUGAACGGGAGAAGCUAGUAGACAUCCAGCAGCAACUAACGGGCAGCUUGCGGGCCCUGGAGGAGGAGCACCAGGAGGCCCAGAGCCAGGUGCGCUGCCUCAGAGAGGAGUUAGACAGGUUGCAAGCCCAGUUGGACAGAGAGCUGGAAGCCGGAGGUCAGGCAGCUCAAGCUGCAGAAGACCAGAGGGCAACAGCUGAGGGUCUGAGACUGGAAAACAACAGGUUGAAGGCACAGGUGGACAUUGAGAGGCAAAAAGUGACUGAGUUGAAGGCUAUGCAAAGUGCCAGUGACAACACUGAGCUGCAGACUCUGCUGAAGACAGCCCACACUGAGAGAGACAAGCUGGGAGUGGAGCUGACAGAACUAAGACAGGAGCUGCUUCAGGCGCAGGCUGAGACUGAGCAUGUGCAAGCCUCCGUGUCUAAGGUGGAGGCAAAAUGUCAGCAGCUUCAGGAGCGGGCUGAAAAGAGAGAACUGGAGCUAUGUAACCAAGUGGCUUCCCUGGAGGAAGCGGGAAUCCAGGGUGAGAACCAGGUGAAGGAGAUGAAGGAGACCAUAUUUGAGCUGGAGGACCAGGUGGAGCAGCAGAGGGCUGUUAACUGUCACACCAACCAGGCUGUCCUGGACAUGGAAAAUCUGGUCAAAAAGCUGGAGGAGCAGAAGGCUGAAGCAGAGCGGCAACUGAAAGUUAUGAGUAGACAAAUGAAGGAUGAAAAGGAGGAGUGGCGUCGUUUUCAGGCAGACCUCCAGACGGCUGUGGUCGUAGCGAAUGAUAUCAAGGUGGAAGCUCAACAGGAGCUGCGCACACUCAGGAGGGAGCUGCAGGAGGAGCAGGAUCGUAAUGCAAAGCUUUCUGCAGACCUUGAGGCCCUGCAGGGAGUCAGGUCCCAAGGUGAAGAGGUGAGAGUGUCUGACUCGGAUAACGGCCGUCACUGGUGCGGCAUCUCCAUGAUCCCAGCCACGCCCGCCGACGCCAGCGGAGAUUCCAACACAGAGCCUGGAGCUACUGUCAAAUCCCUCAUUAAGUCCUUUGAUACUGUUGGACAAAAUGGGCCAGGUCACACGGUUCAAAUGCAUUCCUCCUCAAGAAGCCCACUGAGUGGGAUCCCUGUGCGCACUGCACCUGCUGCUGCUGUAUCCCCCAUCCAGAGACACUCGCACAUAAAGCCACUAUCAAAGACACUGGAAAAAAGAAUUAAUCACGGAGAAUUCUCCCAUCCUCAUGACAAAUUGGCGAGCUGCAGGGAAGACCUGAAACCUAACAGCCUUAUGAGGAAAAGCCCGUCACUGGAGUCUGUAAUCAAAACCUCUGCCUCCCUCAGCAGCCGCACGCCAUCCUUCAGCUACAACCGAGGAAGCAGCAAGCUCAGUGUGGAAAGAAAGGACCCCUUGGCUGCACUGGCGCGGGAGUACGGAGGAUCUAAGAGAAAUGCUCUACUGAAGUGGUGCCAGAAGAAAACAGAAGGCUAUCCGAAUAUCGAUGUGACCAACUUCAGCAGCAGUUGGAGUGAUGGCCUGGCUUUCUGUGCACUAUUGCACACAUAUCUGCCUGCCCACAUCCCUUACCACGAACUCAUCAGUCAAGAUAAGGUCCGGAAUCUGACUCUAGCUUUCCAGGCAGCUGAGAGCAUUGGCAUCAAACCCUCCCUGGACAUUAAGGAGUUGAUGAAGACCGACAGGCCAGACUGGCAGAGCGUCAUGCAGUACGUCUCCCAGAUCUACAAGUACUUUGAGACCUGAUGGAUAUGUAGGAGGAGCUGGAGCCUGAUGAAGGGUUUUUCUGUCCCAUCUUGUGAGCCCUACAACCUCUUUUGAGACCGGGCUGAUGAUGCCACGUUACCCCUGCUCCUGCUCGACACUGGAGACGUGACCGAGGAAUUCUGUUAUUUAAAGCUGCCAAAUCCACAGUCGCUGCUCACGUGUUCAGACAGAGACUGGAGUCACUUUUCAGAGACUUUCAGCAUCAACCAAGCAUUUGAUCCACAGACACACUGAUUAUGCUGAAAGACACUAUUGAAGCUAUGUAGCAGUUGACAACACAGUUUACAGAGACUUGACAAGUGAUCCAAUUUCUUUUCUUCCCUCUGUACAAAAAUCAAUGCGUCGUUAAUGCUUGUUCAUUUUUCAGAUGCUGGCUGCCUCUCAUCCUUAGGUACAAGGUGUUUUUUGUUUUUUAGUAAUACUGGCUGCCAGGAGACAACUGCCCAGUUUCAGAGAACUACUACUAAGUGGCUGUAGGGGUGGUGGCAGAUCAUGGCCUGUUAUGUUUGGAUAUUUGUUUUUUGCAUUUGUUUUUGCUUUUUCCCAUGCCCUGGCUUCUUUUCUUUUUAUUCUCUAGUGUAAGCUUAGUGUUAAAAGCUACUUUGUUAGGGUUAGGAAAAAUUGUAGUUUGGGUUCAGAUGUUCUCCUUCAAAAACGUAACAUUGAAAAAUGAUGAGUAUGGGGUAGUAGCUGUGUCUUUUUGACGCUAUAACCGGGUGCAUCGAGCCCUGUUGCCAAAGGGACACCUUGCAUAACUGCAGGGCCGUGCAGAGAGGUUUAAAGGGGCGGGUGCUCAAGCACGUGCCUGCAUAAUUGUAACAAAGGUUUUGACGUUUGACAGAACGGGCCCAUCCAACAGCCCUGCAACGUGAGAGCUCGUCACUAACUCAGCGAAAAAGUAGAUGAUUUUUCCUUUCCUUUCUUACACUUAUGCUACCUGCUAAUUAUCAGCGUUGUUUGUGUGCCAACUGACCGUUUAAAAAAAAAAGUGCCAAAUUUUCACAGCCAAUGCUCUGCUCGUACGAGGACCAUCUAUGCAUGAUUUAAGUGUGACCUUUCUGCCUGGGUGCACAGCGUGACGUCUCCUUUCUGUCAACUAGCAAACCCGUCUAAAACCAGCUUUUGGUAAACUGGCUGAAACGUCGCUCACGCCUUAUUCCGAGUGUUUUUAAAGAGUUGGGCUUUUCUUUGAGCCAAGCUUUGUGGCGCAUAAAGCAUUUUCAACUGAUAAGUUUCAGUUUUUCCUUACAGAAUGGACAAACAAUAGUUGUAAUGAAGUAACACUUAAAGAGUUCCUGAAUAGUUUUCUAAAAAAAAAAGUUUUAUGAAUACAGAUUGAUCGCUAUUUGCUUUGUGUACAGUAUUAAGCACUGCCUGACUUGAACCAUCAUGCUGUGUCCUCCUUCGGUCUCUUAAUGCUUUCCAUUAAAAUCCUCUGAACUAUGGUUACUGCAGCUGUUUGCAACAGGUCUGUAUCUGUAUUCUGCAUGCUGAAGUACAAAAGAGAGAAAAGGCUUUUCUUUUAAGUGCUGAGGACUCAACACUUUCUCUCUGGUAUACAGGCAAGCCUCUGUUUGCAGAUGCCCUAAUGUUUUAACAGGUCAAAUUGUUAUUUAUUUGGCAGACAUACAUACUACAGAGCGAGAACGUGGACAGAUACAGUAUGCAGCAGUUUUCUAUUCUUACAUGUCUGAUGAUAUUGCUUAAUAAAGGAAUUUCAAGAUUUUUUUUUAA
This is a messenger RNA of Haplochromis burtoni (Burton's mouthbrooder), 5361 nucleotides long. It is a transcript of the gene specc1, whose product is annotated as sperm antigen with calponin homology and coiled-coil domains 1. The record is from RefSeq and is a predicted model, not a curated record. Lineage: Eukaryota; Metazoa; Chordata; Actinopteri; Cichliformes; Cichlidae. Gene Ontology annotation, biological process: actin cytoskeleton organization. Gene Ontology annotation, cellular component: microtubule organizing center; filamentous actin. Gene Ontology annotation, molecular function: protein binding.